AUGCAAUUGGACGCACCACAAGUUUACGAUGUAAUUGUUGUGGGAGGAGGGAAUGCAGCCUUGUGUGCAGCCUUGUCUGCCCACAAGGCCGGAGCAACCGUUGUGAUCCUUGAAGCAGCGUCCCGGGAAGAGCGCGGAGGGAACAGUCGCUUUGCGGGCACAGCCUUCAGAGCACCCCAUCAAGGUUUGGCUCAUGUCAAGACGGUUCUAUGCGAACAGGCACUCGAAGAUGCUGAACGCUGUUCCAUGUCGCCCUACACUCCUGAAGACUACCGAAAUGACCUCCAGUCGACUUCGCACGGUCGUAAUGAUCCACUCAUGUCCGAGAUCAUGAUCCAGGAUGCCUGGGAGACGAUCGAAUGGAUGAAAGACAAAGGAGUUCGCUGGGAAACGACCUUGCGCAAGUACUACAACAUCGAGACGCAGAAGGGAAUCAUCAUCGAUCUGAUGAGCGGCGCUCCAGUGAAGGUUGUUGGUGACGGGGAGGGUCUUAUUCGAGACUUGUACAACGCCGUAGAGAAUGCGAGCAUACCUGUCAGGUAUGACUGCCCGGCACAUGAGCUCCUCACAUCGGGAGACACCGUCUACGGCGUCAGGACUAGACAAACGGACAAGUACGUCGACUUCUACGGCCAGGUUCUUCUGGCAUGUGGGGGGUUUUCGGCCAAUCCAGCAAUGAGGAGACAAUACCUUGGUGAAGGCUGGGACUUGGUACCUGUUCGUGGCACCAGACACAACACAGGGACCAUGCUCCGCCGUGCGGUGGAAGCCGGGGCACGACCGGUGGGACAUUGGGGGGCAGCUCAUGCUUCACCACAGGACAUCGACGCCCCUCUGACCGGAGACAUCACCAAGACGCCGGUGAUACCCCGUUAUUCCUACACUUACGGUAUCAGCGUCAACGUGGAGGGGAAGCGAUUCUUCGAUGAAGGUGAAGCUGAGUUUGGGCUGACCUACGCGAAGAUCGGAAAGAUGAUAGGAGAUCAGCCUCGCGCGAUUGCGUACCAGAUCUUCGAUCAAAAGACCAUUUACCUCCUCCAAACGCGAUAUUCCUCGGGGAGGCCCAUCGUGGCCGACACCAUCCGAGAGUUGGCGACCAAGCUGGAUGUCAACCCAACUGUCCUGGAGAGAACGGUGCAAGAAUUUAACGCUGCGUGCCCCGGUGCUGAUAUAGGCCACUUUGACCCGCAUCACCUGGACGGUCUUUGCACCUCUUCAUCACUGGCGAUCCCCAAAUCGAACUGGGCGCUGCGCCUGGAGAGAGGUCCCUUUGUGGCUUACGGUGUGACCUGCGGCAUCACCUUUACCUACGGAGGGAUUGCCUCUGAUGACAAGGCUAGAGUGUUGAACAAUGAAGGCAAGGCCAUGCCAGGUCUUUAUUGCGCAGGUGAAAUAGCUGGCGGCGUCUUCUAUCACAAUUACGCUGGCGGCGCAGGUCUGACCAAAGGUGCCGUAUUCGGACGAAUCGCUGGCCGUGAGGCAGCUUUGCGUGCGAAGGGUGCAGGUGGCGAGGCCGCACGCUUUCGGCCUUGCAAGAUGGAGGCAGCUAUAUCUUCACGUCGUACAGCGUAGUUGAUUCUCCGACUACCAAU
Messenger RNA from Exophiala viscosa, 1592 nucleotides. RefSeq names its product FAD binding domain-containing protein. The record is from RefSeq and is a predicted model, not a curated record. The transcript has a single exon. NCBI's taxonomy places the organism in Eukaryota, Fungi, Ascomycota, Eurotiomycetes, Chaetothyriales, Herpotrichiellaceae. The coding region runs from base 1 to 1572 and encodes 523 amino acids.